Messenger RNA from Hirundo rustica (Barn swallow), 5291 nucleotides. It is a transcript of the gene TLR4, whose product is annotated as toll like receptor 4. Gene Ontology annotation, molecular function: protein binding; transmembrane signaling receptor activity; lipopolysaccharide immune receptor activity. Lineage: Eukaryota; Metazoa; Chordata; Aves; Passeriformes; Hirundinidae. Bases 91 to 2619 code for a protein of 842 amino acids. Gene Ontology annotation, cellular component: membrane. Gene Ontology annotation, biological process: immune response; toll-like receptor signaling pathway; inflammatory response. The transcript is spliced from 3 exons. The record is from RefSeq and is a predicted model, not a curated record.
GUGAAACGCAACCCCUGGCACUGCAGGAGGACUCUGUCUCCACGUUUCUCUCUCCAUGCUCCUUUCUCCUGCACUCCUAGCCUCCUGAAGAUGCCCAGGAGAGGAGCCCUUCCUGUGAGGACACUCCUGGUGCUGCUGCAGCUGGCAUUUGUCCCAUCCCCACUGGCAGGCUGCCUGCUCGAGCCCUGCUUGGAGGUCACCCCUAACACAACUUUCAGGUGCACUGGACUGAACAGCUCUGGAGUUCCUGACGGAGUCCCAAACACCACCCAGAACUUGGACCUCAGUUUCAGCAAUCUGAAAUCACUGGGGUCAAAUCAUUUUGCAUCAGUCCCUGAGCUGCAGCUUCUGGAUCUUUCAAGGUGCCAGCUCCAUACAAUAGAAGAUAACUCCUUUAUGGACCUCCAUAGACUUUCCACCUUGAUUUUGACAGCCAAUUCCCUCCAGCACCUGGGGAAAGCAGCUUUCCAUGGCUUAACAUCUCUGAAAAAGCUGGUUCUGGUGGAAACCAACAGAAACUCUCUGUCUGAGCUGCCCAUUGGCCACUUGCACACUCUGCAGGAGCUGAAUUUAGGACACAACAGCAUUACUUCAUUGAAGCUUCCCGAGUAUUUUGCCAGCAUGACCUCCCUCAGGCACCUGAGCUUCUUCUCCAACGAGAUCACAUCUAUCUCCAGAGGAGACCUUGAUGCCCUGAGGGAAGGGAACAGGCUCAACCUCACUCUGGUGCUUUCCUUGAACAAGAUAAAAUCCAUAGAACCGGGGGCUUUUGCAGGGAUUCACCUGGGUGAGCUGAAUGUCAGGUCUGCUUUUGAGAGCAUCACGAUGCAAACUUCUCUGCAAGGCCUGGCUGGUUUGCAGGUCACCAGACUCAUAGUUGGGGAUUUCAGCGACAGAAAGAGACUGCAGGACUUUGAGAGGGGGCUCUUGAACGGACUGUGCCAGGUGCAGAUGGAAGAGUUUGUCUUAUUCUACUUCAGGGACUUUGAGGAUGACGCGGACACUCUGUUUAACUGCGUCGGCAACGUCUCCACUAUUCGCUUGGUGGGCCUCGGGCUGGAGGAGAUAUCACAGGUUCCUGCGUGGUCUCAAGUGAAACAGCUGGAAUGCAAGAAGUGCAGUUUUGAGGAAGUGCCCGCCUUGAAGCUGUCGCUUUUCAAGGAGCUGAGGGUGCUUCGUAUUACCAAGAACAAAGGACUCAAAAACUUCAGGCAGAAAUUUGAGGGUCUCAGUCACCUGGAGGUGAUAGAUUUGAGUGAGAAUAGCCUCACCUUCAGCCGCUGCUGUUCCCCUCAGUUUCAAAAUUGUCCAAAUUUGAAACACUUGAACCUAAGCUUCAAUUCUAAUAUCAGAUUGACAGGAGAUUUCACUAACGUGAAGAAUUUGUUAUAUUUGGACCUUCAGCACACAACUUUAUUUGGUCCUGGCUCCUACCCUGUCUUUCUGUCCCUUCAGAGACUGAUUUACCUUGAUAUUUCCCAUACCAAAACCGAAGUUAAAUCCCAGUGUACAUUUUGUGGCUUGAACUCUUUGCAAGUGCUCAAGAUGGCAGGAAACUCCUUUGAGGACAAUAAGCUGGCAAACAACUUCAAAAACCUAAGUCACCUCCGCACCUUGGAUAUCUCAAGCUGCAAAUUAGAACAUGUGGAUCAAAGUACUUUUGAUGCCCUCUCUGAGCUAAAAGAGCUAAACAUCAGCAACAAUAAGCUGCUGACCUUCAGUCCUGGAGUCUACCAGCCGCUCAAAUCCCUCAGAGUCCUGGAUUUCAGCAGAAACCAGCUGACAGUUCUGUUGGACUCAGCCCGGGAAAUCCUGCCUGACAGCCUGGUCCUGUUGGAUAUCUCUCAAAACCUUUUCGACUGCUCCUGUGUGCACCUGGACUUCCUGGAAUGGGUCAAGGGAAAGCAGGAGCUGCUGCAGAGCGAGGAGCUGAUGCUGUGCCACACUCCCUCGUACGUGGCGAACGUGAGCCUGGCAAGCUUUGAUCUGUCCUCCUGCCACGUCAGCGCGGGAAAAAUUUCUUCCUCAGUGGUUGCGUUGCUCUGCGUAGUGGUGCUCCUCUUCCUGAUCUACAAGUACUACUUCCAGCUCUACUACUCCGUGGUGCUGCUCAGCGGGUGCAAACACUACGCGGAAAGAGGUGACACCUACGACGCCUUUGUCAUCCACUCCAGCAAAGACCAGGAAUGGGUGACAAAGGAGCUGGUGGAGCCCUUGGAGGGGGGAAAGCCUCCCUUCCACCUGUGUCUGUACUACAGGGACUUCCUGCCAGGGGUACCCAUCGUCACCAAUAUCAUCCAGGAGGGUUUUCUCAGCAGCAGGAACGUCAUCGCGGUCAUCUCCACUGACUUCCUGGAGAGCAAGUGGUGCAGCUUCGAGUUUGACAUUGCCCAGUCCUGGCAGCUGGUGGAGGGAAAGACCGGGAUCAUCAUGAUCGUGCUGGAAGAUGUGAAUAAAGCCCUGCUGAGGCAGAGGCUGGGGCUGUCUCGGUACCUGAGGAGGAACACCUACCUGGAGUGGAAAGACAAGGAAAUAAGCAAGCACAUCUUCUGGAGGCAGCUGACAGGAGUGCUGCUGGAAGGCAAAAAAUGGAAUCAUGAGGAGGUAAAACUCAUGUGAGGAGAAAGGAGGGUUCUCCCUCCCCUGCCUGCCAUCCUGGCCUGGGCUGCUGGGUGUUGCUCAGGAGAUGGUUCUGCUGCUGUUCAGAGUCAGAGAGGAUGGAGGCACUGCCAAAGCACUAAAGAAAUCUCUGCCUUGCUGGUCACCUUUUCUGAAGGAAAUUUGAGAGUUAAGGAGUGACAAGGGCCAGAAGAGCUGCCUGAGCUCCGUGUUUGCCCAUGGCUGUCACCCAGAGGUGGCCCAGCAAUACCUCAGGUUUGGUGGGUGUAGGAACAGACCAAGGCUCUUACUGUGAUCUGGCUGCUUCUGAAACUGGAUUUGGGUCCUGAGACCAUUUACCCAGAGUCACUUCACAGUCUGUUGCUUUGAGUGGACCCCAGAAUCUCAGAGGCAGAGUAAAGACACAGGAUUUUCAGCUCUAAAAGCUUUGUGAAACAGAAACAAGGCUUGGAUUCCAAAAGCCUUGUGCCUGCCUCCGUGGGCACCAUGGCUCAGGGGACAAACCCUCCAGAGAGCAAUGGAGCAGCUGCUCAGGGAACCUGAGUAGUUUUGACAUCAGGGACGAAGGUUUCUAUGGUUGGGAAAUGUGCCCAACAUGUUUCUUUCGGUUUUCUUUAGACCAAGAUCAAAUAUUGAAACCAUCACCUGAGAAUCUUAUUUAUAUCCAGGUUAUUUAGCAUUUGAGAGGGCAUUUUGGAGUUUCCUUGGGGGGACAAGAAAUGUGCAACGCCUUUAAACUGAAACAUUUCUUUGCUCCCACUGCUUCUCCUCGUCCAGUGUUUGUGGAUAUGCUCUGGGACUGCCCUAAGCAAGCAAAAUUGAGCCUGAACAAAGUGUUCCGACGUUUACAGCCAGCCAGUUCUAGAUUAAGCUUUUUCACUCUCUGGCCCAGCCUUAAUUCACUGCUGGAAGGUGCUGCAAGAGCCCCCAGGGUUUGAAAUGGAGUUGAGAUCUGCCUGUCUGCUCAGCCUCCCCCAGGGGUCAGCUGCCACCUGCAACAGGACUGUGUGGGAGAGUUUUGCUUUGUUUUCACUGGGAACGUGCCUGACAUUGUGCAGGGAGAAGAGACAGAGGGGAAAAGUUUGGGUUAGCUGAAAUAAGUGUACCCCAGCAGUGUCCAAGUCUAAAUGCAAAGGAAUCAUAUCACAGAGCACUCCAUGGACGUGUGGGGUAUUGGAUGGGGCAGGAGUGUUGCUCCCUUUUUAGGAAAGGCUUUGGUUAGCAUUCAUCACUGAAUUACUCUGGUUUUAGUCUUGCAAAUCCUUCUGUAAUCGGUGAUGUUCUGCAGAGGUGAAACAGAAGCAACUGAGUGGUGAAUCAGAGCUGAUAUUAUCCCCUCACUUUUCUAAGCACCAGACAGGGACAUUUCCAUGGAAGCAGGAUCAGGGAUCAACAUCAGACAUUAUUGGAUGGAGAAAGAGAGCCAGUUCCAGGCCUUGUGCUGGCAAAAGUUGAAUCACAGCUCCCUCCCUCUGUGCUGUGUCAGACAACACUACCAAACGCCCCCACAGCCCUCCCUAAGCUGUAUUUUUGUGACCCAGCAUAUGAAGAUUUUAUAAAACUAAGCUUGAUGCCGUGUUCCUUUGCCCAGAGUUUGCUCUGCAUCUGCUAAAUACUAUUCCAGCAGCUCCCAAAAUGAAGUUCUCCUCACCUCUGCUGGGAUUGAUGGGUGCUGCAGAUCCUCCUGCUCACCCUUCCACCCCACCUUCCUCCUCCUCCAGGGACAGAGGCUGCUGGGGAUGGUGGGGGACAGUGAACCAGGGCACAGCUCAGGGUUCCCUGGGCUGAGGCCAAAGGGGAGCAUAAGGACAAAGCAAACAUUACCUUGAAUUUCACCAGCUAAGAGUUAAAUUGGGAAACAAAAGAGGAAAAAUUAAAUAGAGUGGCAACUCCUGCUCCUGAAUUGAUCAGCACAGAAGCUGUGUUUCUCCUUCACUCUUUCUCUCCGUGGCUCCUCUGGAAACAAUUCAGUGGAUGUGUAUUUCUGGCACAAAGCACUAUGUCCUAUGAUUCUUGAUUGUAAUUAUAACAAAGAGCUUCAGAAAGCCUGCGAGUGGUUCUGGGCAUUUAUAAAAGGGAUUUAGGACAGUAUUGUUUAACAAGUCAGUGGUUUUUUGAAUAUCAAAGCAACUUUAGGAGAGCUGGAGUGGUGCUGAGAUGAGGCUCCCACCAGGACAGUUUUAAAAGAAACAUGUCACUUGUUUUUCUCUUCCUAUUCAGAGUCUCCACAGCAGACAUGAGUACGUGAGUUGCCCCUGGCUUCCUUAUUGUCCAAGAAAAAAUAAACAACAAAAAAAACCAUCAUAACUUCAGCUGACCCUCGUGGUCCCUUCUAGCCUGACCCACUCUGUAAUUCUGUGACCUGCCCAGACAGUGCUGAGGUUUAUGAGUCCAAGAUGGACAAGACUGUGUGAACAAUUGUAUUUUCACCAUGUACCCAGCAGAGAGACAGUAGAUGUUUUCUUUGAGACUCAAAACACCUUUUCCUUUCCUUUAUUUACUAUAAAUGGGGAAUAUUGUGGUUCCCACAGAAACACACGUACUCAUUUGCCUUCAUUGUAGGAAGCAAGUGUCCAAAGGAAAACUCAACGUUCUCAUGUUUCCAAAGCUGCUGGCAUGUGCUGUUUGAAGCUGCCCACCCUGCAGCAAGUGGCUUUGAUAGGAUUUACUCA